Messenger RNA from Penaeus chinensis, 1498 nucleotides. RefSeq lists its product as uncharacterized. Lineage: Eukaryota; Metazoa; Arthropoda; Malacostraca; Decapoda; Penaeidae. The transcript has 4 exons. The record is from RefSeq and is a predicted model, not a curated record. The coding region runs from base 1 to 870 and encodes 289 amino acids.
AUGAUGCUCCCAGUCUUUGCCUUCACAUCUGGUAACUGUGAUGCUCCCAGUCUUUACCUUCACAUCUGUCUUCACUUUCACAUCUGGUGGCAGUUAUGCUUCCAGUCUUUAGCUUUACAUCUGGUAGCUGCCAUUCUUCUAGUCUUUACCUUCACAUCUGGUAGCUAUGAAGUUUCAAAUUUUUAUCUUCACAACGCUAUUUCAUCAGUGCUCUAUUUACGAAAUUACAAGACUGAAUGGAAGUCUAUCUCGCAGUUUUCAUCAUUUGUAUCAAUCGAGUUUCUUAUUGGCCGUGAGCAGCUCUUAAGGAACCUUCUACUGACCAUCGUGAGCGGAGUCGUCACCCUGGUCAUUUCCCGGGGGCAGUGCCGUUCGGCUCCUGGGCAGCACCUGCCCCGUCCGCCUCCCGGACUCCAGCGGGGUUUCUGCCACAGCUGUGACCCGGCCGCUGCAGGCUCAGUCGACCGCGUCCCCUGUGCUUCCCCCUUCAGGGCGCAUGGUGGCAGGCCGAGCAACGACUUUGCGGAGGCAGACAAACGCAAGCUUCAGCCAAAUUCCGGAUACUUGCCCCCGCCACGAACAAAGAUCUCAAGUGCCCGAAAGCCACCGCCAUACUUUCCCAGGACCUCUCGGUUGCCAGACACGGACGUAACCAGAUAUAAUGGCGCAAAUAAUGCAGAGAAACUUAAUAAUGAUAUUUUCAGCAUAAGCUGUUCUCGAAAUGUGUUAGAAAGGUUUACUAAAACCGCCAUAAGAAGGAUAUUAAUGUGCCCUUUGUUUUAUGAAGAUGUUCUUAAAAUCCGGUACUUGAGGGAGCGUAAACGCCAGAAACUGCAUCUCCGGAACAACUUUAAUGAUGUAAAAGUGUAAUAUAUUUACUGUGAAUAUAAAACAUUGUGUAUGAUGUGUAAUAAUGUAUAUAAUAGUGCAAAAUAUUUAUUUCAGAGACCAAUUUGGAUAAUUUGCGACCAGUCAUUUCUAGUAGAGGACACUGACUAGAUUAGUGCAGCGCAGUAAUACAAUCGAACCUUGAUGAAUGGCUGCUAAUUAGUGUAAUGAUGUAUAUAAUUAUGCAGACUUCGGUCGCCCGAGGCCCCGCCCUCCUCCGACUGCUUUCCUGCUUCAGCCCGCGUUCGCGUCCGCCUCGAGGCAGCGCCUCGUCUUCCUCACGUCGCCGCGCCCGAUGGCUCGCUUGAACUCACUCCCUCAGCGCCUCCUCCGAAGCAACAAAGGCUCCGCUGCACAGGACAUGAGAGUGCGGGAACCGAAGCGCGGGAUGGCGGGCAGCCGCUGCUCUCGUGACUGCGGUUCCCGGAAAGGGCUGGGAGACCUUGCGAAACGGCCGCCGGAAAUAGAGCGCUUGCUAGAAUUGCGAAUUCUUUCUGAACGACUGUCUGUCCAUUCUGAAUGUUUCAUUUGCUGAAUCAUGAAACGAUUAUACGGAAAGUCUGAAGGUUCACAGCAGUGUGCUCACACACACGCACACACACAGCUACAU